AAUAGCCUUCCCGAUUGUGCAUGCUGACAGGAACGAUGGUGUUCCCGUCUUACUCGUAUUCUCGAUCAAUUAAUUGGCGGCUCAAUACUCCUACGAUACAGCUACUCAUUGAAUUCCCAUUCUCAGUGUAACACUUCCCCGUUCAAAGUAAAGUAAAGUCUGUAGACGUCAUAGUGAAUCUUGAUCCCAUUCACAACCUCUCAUCAUGUGAAUCACGACCCCUCCUCAACCUUCCCUUCCCUUCCCUUCACUCUCAUCUUCUCUCACUAACCCCAUACCCAUCCAUCGCUCCAUUCACCCCAUAUCACCACCUCAGCAGUGACUCCGCAAUAUAAUUUUUAUUUGAUACACCCAUCUCCCCUCAUCUCACAAUACCCAACCCCUGACAAUGACCUCACCCUCACCCCCAACACCCCUUUCAUCAACCCAACCCCUAACAACCCAACUCCUCUCCCUCUAUAACCAGGACUUGAAAACCGCAACCCAAACCCCCUUCCUAGAACAGGCGGGCAGGGGAACACUACCUAAAGCCGUGUUGGAGAAAUGGCUUUGUGAAGACCGGUUCGUCCGUUCUUUUCCCUUCUUCUUCCCUCCCUCUUAUCUGUCCCAGCCAAGAUCUCGAAUCUCGAAUCUCAUGCCUGUAUCUCUUGAACAGAUUGGAAGGAUACCUACUGACUCCAAAAUUCGGGAUAGGAUAUACGCACACGCCUACCUAAAAUUCGCAGCGCAAUUACUAGCCGGUAUCGCGACCCAUUUACCGAGGAAAGUAGAUGCUGGCGAUAUCUACGAGCGGAUCGCGGAUGUGGUCGUCGAGGCGCUGGUGGCGAUUAGGAGGGAAUUGGGUAUGUUUGCUGAUAUUGCCCGGGAAUACAAGCUUAACAUCUCUGAUAAUGCUGAAGUGGUUUAGACAAGAUAGACUGAUGCUGCUAGCAUUUUAUAAAGCUUGAAGGUGCCAGCAAAGAUCAAAUCAAGGAAACAAUC
Mollisia scopiformis is the source of this 981-nucleotide messenger RNA. RefSeq lists its product as uncharacterized. The record is from RefSeq and is a predicted model, not a curated record. NCBI's taxonomy places the organism in Eukaryota, Fungi, Ascomycota, Leotiomycetes, Helotiales, Mollisiaceae. Bases 389 to 907 code for a protein of 172 amino acids. The transcript is spliced from 2 exons.